This is a messenger RNA of Closterium sp. Naga37s-1, 2196 nucleotides long. The record is from the annotation of a GenBank genome assembly. Lineage: Eukaryota; Viridiplantae; Streptophyta; Zygnematophyceae; Desmidiales; Closteriaceae.
AUGGCGAGUUCCGGUUCGCGUGCUGACGUGGCACACGGGGCAGCAGCUUGGCAGCAGGGUCGAGCUACGCAUCAGCAGCCGGAGAUUAAGAAGCUUCCUCUCGUCGACGAAUCUGGUCGGUUGAACAUUGAGCUACAUGGAUAUCCCAAGCUGAACGUCUACUUCGUUGACCUCUUCCACACCCUGGUCAACAUGCCUCUGAAGCGCUUCUCAGUUGUGCUCGUGGCGGCCUAUGCCGCCCUCUUCGUUACCUUCGCCAUCCCCUUCCUUGCUUUUGCACAAGUGGACGGUCUGGAUUGCCUGCCGGGGGUCAAGCGAUUGGAUCAUGCAGUGUGGUUCACCGUGCAAUCUUCCAUGUCCAUCGGGUUUGGUGGCGACCUCACACCCCACCCGGACUGCUUCGUUGUCAACUCCUUUGUUGCUGUUCUCUCUGUGGUGACUCUCGGAUUCGCCUACGCCCUACUGGGUGUCUUCUAUGUCAAGUUCUCUCGCCCCACCCGGCGUGCCGGCACGAUCAAGUUCAGCCAGUGCAUGGUCAUGUACGAGGAGCUUGGGCAGCUCCGCCUCUCCUUCCGAGUGGCUGAUUUCAGGAAGCAUCAAAUCAUAUCUGCGCACGUGCGCAUGCUAGCGGCGCUCAACAACAACAUCCUGGCUCACGAGGACGAAUCCGUCUUCAAGUUCUCCCAGCUGCCUGUGGCGGGCGGCAGUCAGAUCUACCUGGGCCUUCCCUGCACUGUCACGCACGCUGUGACUCAUGGAAGCCCUUUAUAUUGCCUCUCGCACUCGAUGAUGGAGCGAUCGGAUCUUGAGAUCCUGGUGCUGCUGGAGGCGGUCGACUGCUCCACCUCUGCCACGCUGCAAGUGCGCCACUCCUACCGCCCGUGUGACAUCAAACACAAUUACCGCUUCGUGAAGAUGGUCUAUCGAGCUGCAAACGGCCGGCGCUGUGUGCAUAACAUGCCUCAGACCCCUCACCUCAACGCCUCCCCUCCGUCCCCCCUUCCUUUACUUCCCUUUCUCCUUUCUCCCCCUUCACACAACAUGUCUGCAGGACCUCUCUCUCUUCGAUGCCAUCGUGACUUCUCUCUCUUCGAUGCCAUCGUGUCUGCCUCAGACCCGUCUGCUCAGCCCCUCCGUCCACCAUCGCUCACCCGCCCCUCCUCCUUCCUCUCCCUCCUCAACCUUGCCGCUGCUCCCUCCUCCUCUGCUGUUCCUCCGUCCUCCUCCUCCUCCCCUGCCGCUGCUCCUGCGCAAGCUCUCACCCCGGUUCCUGCUCUUACCCCCACUCUUGCUCCCAUACUUCCUGCGUCUCCAGCAACAGUUGCUGUUAGCAGCACUGCAGCCACCCCCACUGUUCCGCGCAUUGCUCCUCCGCCCGUUGCUCCUCCUCCCAUUGCUCCUCCCCCCAUUGCUCCUCCGCCCAUUGCUCCUCCGCCCAUUGCUCCUCCGCCCAUUGCUCUUCCCCCCAUUGCUCCUCCUCGUAUUGGUGCAGCAGGCGGAGGACAGAGCCCUCUGGUGGCACAGCAUGCAACCAUUGACCUUACUCAUCCUUCCUCCCCCGCGUGCCCCCCAACCGUCACCUCUACCUGUCCCCAUCAGGUGCAGCAGGCGGAGGACAGAGCCCUCUGGUGGCGCCAUGCAACCAUCGAGCUCCCUUUACACCUUUCCACUCCCCCCAUCUCGCCCUUUCUGAUUGCCCCUCUUUCUCCCCUUCUCCUGACCCGCGCCUGUCCCCACCAGGUGCAACAGGCGGAGGAGAGAGCCCUGUGGUGGCGCCAUGCAACCAUAGAGCUCGCCUCCCGCAUACAGCACUGCACCACUCUGCACCCCUCUGCGCCCCAAUCAGUGUUACCCAAAAGCAGCAGUGAUGAUGUCAUGUCUGAUUUGCUGUGCAACGACGGCGAUGACAGCGGUUUAGGAGGGGGAUCGGCUGCAGCAGCAGAGGCACCACCACCAGCGCCAGAAGCAGCAGGUUUUGUGCAAGGCCAGAGCCGCAGCAGCAACGGCGCUGGUGGGUCGAUUCCGUGUGACUCUAUCGAGGGAAGGAGUGUGGCGGUUUCGAGUGCGCUGCUGCCGAUCGCCUCUAUUGCCACGGCUGUUUCAGCAGCAGCAGCGCUGGUAGAUUCACCGGAAGCACAGCUGCUGCAGGCUGCAAGGGAGGCGCUGAAUAAGGCUCUCUGUUUCGAGAAUGAAUGA